AUGAAAUCGUACCUUCCACUCUCAGUCUUCUUUCUUCUGGCAACAUCCACCGAGUCACUCACUGAUGGUCGACACAAACUUGGAGCCUUGCAAUCAGCUUCCCGAACGAAACUUUUGAAUAAUCAGUCACGACGCGGAGGAACAAGGCGAUGUCCUGCUGCUGUUGGCAAGGCUGAAAAUUGCGCGCAUUGGUACAAGCCAGGACAAUCCAAGGAAAAGUUCAUGGACGAGUAUAUGCAAUAUUGCUGGAGCGCUUAA
Cylindrotheca closterium is the source of this 258-nucleotide messenger RNA. NCBI's taxonomy places the organism in Eukaryota, Bacillariophyta, Bacillariophyceae, Bacillariales, Bacillariaceae. The record is from the annotation of a GenBank genome assembly.